CAUUCUGCAAGCCUCAGGGACAACACGCCAGAAUCCAGGACAGACACAACAUGGCGGAAGCGGAGGACGUCGACUCAACUUCGGGCGGAAUCUUCCAGGAGAUAUUCACCUCCCCGCUCAACCUGACCCUGCUCAGCCUGUGUCUGUACCUGCUCUACAAGAUCUUCCGUGGGGAUAAACCCCCGGAGGUGGACGAGGGCGAGCAGCCGCUGGUCAAACUGAAGAAGAGAGACUUAACCCUGGCGGAGUUGAAGCUCUACGACGGAGUGCAGGACCCCAGGAUCCUCAUGGCCAUCAACGGCAAAGUGUUCGACGUCACCCGGGGGAAGAAGUUCUACGGGCCAGAGGGGCCGUACGGCGUGUUUGCGGGUCGAGAUGCAUCCAGAGGCCUGGCCACUUUCUGCCUGGAGGAAGAAGCCCUGAAGGACCAAAACAACGACUUGUCUGACCUGACGCAGGCACAGCAGGAGAGCCUCGCUGAGUGGGAGACGCAGUUCACAUUUAAAUACGACUACGUGGGCAAGCUUCUGAAGGAGGGCGAGGAGCCCACAGAGUACACGGACGACGAGGAAGCAAAGGACAAGAAAGCCGACUAAAGAAUGGCGGAGGAGGAAUGUGGCGGCGGCCUUAAUGUUCUACCUUCUGUCUUGUACACUUGAAGGUGACAUAUACUGCCUGGCAUUUCUGCUGCUGUGUAACCUUCUCAACUUUUUUUUUUAUAUAUAAAUGUACUAAUGGAACUCCUGGUGAAAGGCAACGUGGUCCCAUGACUAACCCAAUACUUACUGGAAAGGGACCAAUCAGAGGCUCGGUGAGAGGUUCCAGGAAGAUGAUGACUUCAUAGCAGGGGUCUCAAACACGCAGCACUUUUUUUUUUUUUUUUAAGGUGUCGUCCAUGGCUAUCUAAAUGCUUUAAUGGCCCGCGGCACGUUCUAUAUAAAUAAAAAAAACAAAAAACAUUAAAAUGUGGAAUAAAAGAGCACACAGGUGAAAUGUUGACUAAUAACACAAAGCUGCCAUUCAGGCUGUUUUUUUUUCUUCUUAAAACUGUCAUUGCUCCAAAAAUAAUAACGAAUCCAAAUCAGUUUUGGUAUUAACUUUGAAAUUCUUAGGGUUGUAUUUUCUGAUUUUGACAUUUAAAGAAAAUACCUUUUCUAUGAUAAAGAUAAGAUAAAAUAACUUUUAAUCGACGGAUGUGAAGUUAAUCCAGAAAUUGUAAACGUUAAAGGUGGAAAAAUAAAAUAAUGUACGCAAUCCAUCUUCUUCCGUUUAUCCGAGGUCUGUUCGCGGGGGCAGCAGCCUAAGCAGGGAAGCCCAGACUUCCCUCUCCCCAGCCACUUCGUCCAGCUCUUCCCGGGGGGAUCCCCAGGCGUUCCCAGGCCAGCCGGGAGAGAUAGUCCUCCCAAAGUGUCCUGGGUCUUCCCCGUGGCCUCCUACCGGUCGGACGUGCCCGAAACACCUCCCUAUAUUUUGAUUUCUUUAAGAAAAAGAGGGCAUAAAACAUAAUUUCAAAAAAAUUGACACAUUUAAAGAACAAAACAUUACUGUAAGACUUAAUUUUAACAUUUUCAUGGUGGAGACCCUUAUGGGUCCCCGGGACCAAACUUGAGGAUA
Nerophis ophidion (straightnose pipefish) is the source of this 1614-nucleotide messenger RNA. It is a transcript of the gene pgrmc1, whose product is annotated as progesterone receptor membrane component 1. The record is from RefSeq and is a predicted model, not a curated record. The coding region runs from base 51 to 596 and encodes 181 amino acids. The transcript has 3 exons. Gene Ontology annotation, cellular component: endomembrane system; membrane. NCBI's taxonomy places the organism in Eukaryota, Metazoa, Chordata, Actinopteri, Syngnathiformes, Syngnathidae.